CAUACGAUCUCAGAUAUGAUGGCAUUGAAAUUAAUAGGAUUUUUGAUACUCUUGGGUCUUUGCGUGUCAUGUGCAACCGCUGAAAGUUUUCAACCUAUACGUCCACGUUUCAGUAAGGAUCCUGGACGUAUUAUCAAUGGCACUCUGGCCUCCAUGGAGGCCACAAGACAUCAAAUUGGCUUGCGUAAACGUUUAAACGAUGGCUAUUUCUUUGGCACUGGACAUUUGUGUGGUGGCUCUUUGAUACGUUACAAUUGGGUUCUAACCGCUGCCCAUUGUUUUGUGGAUCAGAUUAUCUACGAUGGCACUUUCUUGGACAAGGAUUUGUUCAUCAUUGUCAUGGGCAAUUUGGAUCGUUUUAAUGCCACAAAUACCCUUACAUUUGACAUUAAGCAAUUGUUUUUGCAAGUGGAGCAAUUCAAUGUGAGCACAUACAAUAAGGAUAUCGCCCUGAUAGAACUGGAUGGUUAUGUGCCAGUUAAUCAUCCCACCAUUCGGCCCAUUGAUCUAGGAGCAUUGGAAGUGCCAACAGAUACCGUAUGCCAGGUCACAGGUUGGGGCCUAACCGAAGAGGGUUAUAAUUCUGAUUAUUUGAUGACCGUCGAUGUGCCAAGAAUAAGUGAUCAGGAUUGCCGCAACAGUUUGCUGGGUGGCAACAUAUUGCCUGGAAUGAUAUGUGCUGGCUAUUUGGAAGUGGGUCAACAGGAUGCUUGCAGUGGAGACUCUGGUGGACCGCUUGUAUGCCAAAGUCAGUUGGCUGGCGUAGUUUCAUGGGGCAUUUCAUGUGCUCUGCCUAAUUAUCCGGGUGUCUAUACAGAGGUUUCCUAUUACUAUGACUGGAUAGUCAAGACAAUCGAGGACAAUGAAGAUGGCAGUGGUGAGAAUAGUGGAAGUGGUAGUGGUGAAAGUAGUGGAGAUCACAGUGGAGAUGAUGAUGAUGGCAGUGGAGAGGAGGAUGGCAGUGGAGAGGAGGAUGGCAGUGGAGACGGUGGUGGUUCAAUGAUUGCUGUUACCUGCACACUUACUCUUCUUCUACCAGCUCUACUUGCCUUAAGGCAUUAAGGAAUUUUUUUGUUAUUAUUAUUAUGUUUUUUUUUUCCUGUAUAUAUGUAAA
Messenger RNA from Drosophila willistoni, 1114 nucleotides. Its product is annotated as trypsin-1. The record is from RefSeq and is a predicted model, not a curated record. NCBI's taxonomy places the organism in Eukaryota, Metazoa, Arthropoda, Insecta, Diptera, Drosophilidae. Gene Ontology annotation, biological process: proteolysis. Gene Ontology annotation, molecular function: serine-type endopeptidase activity. The coding region runs from base 16 to 1062 and encodes 348 amino acids. The transcript is spliced from 3 exons.